Oldenlandia corymbosa var. corymbosa is the source of this 1681-nucleotide messenger RNA. The record is from the annotation of a GenBank genome assembly. NCBI's taxonomy places the organism in Eukaryota, Viridiplantae, Streptophyta, Magnoliopsida, Gentianales, Rubiaceae.
AUCAGUUUACCACAAACAACAUCACGAGCAUUUGUCUAAUUAUGACGUUAAAAAUCCCGAAAAUGAUACUAGAAGGUAGACAUCCUAGCGGCAUGAACAGCACGUGUAGCUUAAAGGCGUGAUAAGCUGUUCACUAAAAAAGAACAUGAAAAUUAUACCGCUGUCUUUCCUUCCAUUCAUGAAUCACGCCACCGUUUCUCAACUCUUCGUUUCCAUUCUCAUCUCUUCUCUUUCCUUAAUUUCUUCGCUAAAUUUCCCAUAUAAUUCCGAUUCUCGCGGACGGGGAAGAUCCAUUCCCAGUGUGGAGACUGGAGUGGUAUAUAUAUAUUGAGCCCUUAACAAAAAGCUAAAUGGCGAAUUUGCCUAUGUCCUUGUCCAUGAACGCUGCCGCUUUUGAUGGUUCUGGCGGCGCUUCUUCGGCUGCCAGUCCUUCCGCCGCCGCAGCUCAGGCCGCCAACAAGGAGCGAAAGAUGAUUUCCCCUGAACAGCUCGUACUUGACCUUACCAAUCCUGCACUCCGGGAAAAUGCGCUCCUCGAACUUUCUAAGAAGAGGGAAAUCUUCCAAGAUUUGGCUCCAUUGCUUUGGAACUCUUUUGGCACUAUUGCAGCACUCUUGCAGGAAAUAGUUUCAAUUUACCCAGUGCUUUCUCCUCCAAACCUUACUCCUGCGCAAUCAAAUAGAGUUUGUAAUGCCCUUGCUCUUCUCCAGUGUGUGGCCUCUCAUCCAGACACCAGAAUGCUGUUCCUAAACGCUCAUAUGCCUCUGUAUCUCUACCCUUUUCUCAACACAACAAGCAAAUCUAGGCCUUUUGAAUAUUUGAGGCUUACUAGUCUUGGUGUCAUCGGGGCAUUGGUGAAGGUUGAUGACACCGAUGUUAUUAGUUUCCUACUCUCAACGGAGAUUAUUCCUCUGUGUCUUCGUACAAUGGAGAUGGGUAGUGAAUUAUCAAAAACGGUUGCUACCUUUAUUGUACAGAAGAUUCUACUGGAUGAUGUGGGCCUGGAUUACAUAUGUACAACUGCAGAGCGGUUCUACGCUGUUGGUCGUGUGCUGGGAAAUAUGGUUGGUGCACUUGCUGAACAGCCCUCUUCAAGGCUGCUAAAGCAUAUUAUCCGGUGCUACCUUCGGUUGUCAGAUAACCCAAGGGCAUGUGACGCUCUCCGUGGCUGUCUUCCCGACAUUCUCAGAGAUGCAACCUUCAGUGGCUGCCUUCGCGAAGAUCCAACAACAAGAAGAUGGCUACAACAGUUGCUUCACAAUGUCCAAGGGCCUCGAGUCGCAUUGCAAGCUGGGACAGGAUUUGAUCAUAUGCUAGUUAACUGAAUUAAAAAUGAUACAAAUGAAUAUGCAAUCUUAGACUUCAUUUUUAUUUAGCAAAUAGUGCUUUGUUGCAAGCUUUUGAUACCAAAAAGAAAUGCUUGCUUUUACUUCCAUUGUUUAAGGUAUUAAAGUAGGGGUGCUAAAGAUUUCUGUGAUUGGAAUUCUUUAGCGUAUUCCUGUACAGGUGCUUUAUGUCAUAAAACAACUCUUAGGAUAAAACCCACCAUUUUCCUUUUCAAUUUUCUUCGUCUUUACAAACGAGGAGUUUAUCAUUCUUUCUUUCUCAGGUUUUAAAACUUUUAACAUAAUAAUUUCCAAUGGGUAAUUCCCAUUUUAAUUGUUGAUGUAUGUUACAAGAG